UUGCAAAAGGGCAGAAACCGCGUGAAUCUUGUUUAAAUAUAAUAAUUUUUUAAUUGGUGGAUUCAUCGUAUUGAACGACGAGUUUAGGAAAUAAAGCGAUAAAAACGAUAGAGAAGUAAUAACUGCAAAACGCGUUUUUACUUGAAACACUCUCCUCUUUUCCUUCUCCUUUUCUUUCUCUGCCAAUCUCCCCAUCGCUAUAAUAACAAGUCAGUUUCUGGAUCUAGGGUUUGCACUGUGCGUGAUCUCCUUCUCUUCUCCGUCGUUCUAGAGCCACACGUUUCUCAGGAGAUCAAGCGCACACCCAAAACAAAACAAAAACAAAGAUGAGUCAGUACAAUCAACCUCCCGUCGGUGUUCCUCCUCCUCAAGGUUAUCCGCCGGAGGGAUACCCAAAGGAUGCUUAUCCACCGCAGCAGGGAUACCCUCCUCAGGGCUAUCCGCCGCAAGGCUACCCACCGCAGGGCUAUCCUCAGCAAGGAUAUCCGCCGCCGUACGCGCCGCAAUAUCCGCCGCCACCUCAGCAUCAGCAACAACAGAGCAGCCCUGGGUUUCUAGAAGGAUGUCUUGCUGCUCUCUGCUGCUGCUGUCUCCUGGAUGCUUGCUUCUGAUUGGAGUCUUCGAGGGGAUGCUGAUUUAGAUGCAAGAGAGAAUUUGGCAAAGAAAACAAAAAAAAAAAGAAGAACCUUGGUUGAUUUGUGAGAAAUUAAAAAAUGGAUUGCUGGAUAAUCUCUUGUCUAUUAUUCUCUUUCGUUUAUGCUUUUAUGUGCUUGGGUUCAUAGUAACCCUAUUGUUUGCCAACGUUCUGGCUCGGUUUGGAUUUGACUAAUGGGAAUGUAAAUUGUUUGUUGGGGGAGAUACUAUUCCUUUGCCUCAGUCUAUUUGCUUUCUUUAUGUGUGUUGAUAAUCCACCUGAUCAUGUUAGAUUAAACUACAAAUUAUUAUUGGAAAAGUAGAUUCGUGUCGUGUGGAAUUUCCACUGACCAUAUUGUCUGCAAA
Messenger RNA from Thlaspi arvense, 999 nucleotides. Lineage: Eukaryota; Viridiplantae; Streptophyta; Magnoliopsida; Brassicales; Brassicaceae. The record is from the annotation of a GenBank genome assembly.